Cylicostephanus goldi is the source of this 303-nucleotide messenger RNA. Lineage: Eukaryota; Metazoa; Nematoda; Chromadorea; Rhabditida; Strongylidae. The record is from the annotation of a GenBank genome assembly.
AUGAUCGAGUCAUCAUUCGGGAUACUUUGCAAGAGGUUCGCCAUCUUGCAACGAGACUUACAAGUUGAGCCGGAGAAAGCUACAAGACUAGUCACAUCUCUACUAGUCCUCCACAACCUUCUCGCAAGAAGGCAAGAUCUUUUGGAGGAAGUAGAACGAUUCGCGCCACCAAGAAACACGCCGCUACCAGAUCGUUUUGCCUCUCUUCAACGAACAGCUCGGCAUGCCGGUUCAGAUUCGGCGAAAGUAGCAAGAGACCGCCUUGUUUCGUAUUAUGAUAAUUUGUAUGGUGUGCCACAAUGA